Miscanthus lutarioriparius is the source of this 1776-nucleotide messenger RNA. The record is from the annotation of a GenBank genome assembly. NCBI's taxonomy places the organism in Eukaryota, Viridiplantae, Streptophyta, Magnoliopsida, Poales, Poaceae.
AUGGAAGUGGACAGAAGGAAGAAUUUGCAGAUUGGAUCCAAGGGGAAGGAGGUUCAGAGCAAGAACCCGAGGCGGGAGGAGCCGCUGGCAUCGUCGGAGGUGGACAUGGAUGAGCCAGAGGCUGCCGAGAGCGGCGACAUGAUUGUUGAUGGCAACAAUGGCAGCUCCAAAGAGAGCCCCUUGCCGCCCAUGGAUUCCAAGAACUCCAAGGGCUGUGUGGCCAAGAAGCGGAGAUCGGUAAGCGCCGACUUUGGGGAGGAGCUGGACUUGGACCUUGGCAAUGGGGAGGAGAGUGGGGCACAGCAGGAGGAGAGGAAGCUCUCUAGGCAGGACCGGGUUGAGCUUUGCCGGUCGUUCCAGCACGCAGUGAGCUCCCAUGAUUGGGAGACUGCAGAGGGGCUGGUAGGAAUGGCCGAUGCACAAGGGCUCAACGAUGUGCUCUGCGUUGCAGUGGAUGCAAUUUGGUUCUUGAGUGACAAGGACGAGCUCCUUGCUAUUGUGGGGUUGAUCAGGAGGAUUGUGUCUGAGGGCGUGAAGGAUUUUACCCGUGCUGCGCUCCGGACUUCAUUCCUCGCAUCGUGUGUAUCGGCAUGUAGGGGACGGUCGACUAGCCUUGCUGAUGCAGUGAGCUUCAUGGGUCAGAAAUUGCAUGAACGGCUUCAAGAAUCCCAAGGUGAUGAGGUAUUGAAAGCAGAAGCAAGUGCAAAGGUUCAGCUUCAGUUGUCUGCUUUCAAGACAUUUCUUGAUCUUGCUGAUAAUGAGCUUACCGGGAAGGAUUUUACGGAGGCCUUUGAUGCUGCAUGCUUCCCUCUUACACUCUUUUCAACCACCUUCGACCAAGGAUGGGCAUCAGGAAUAUUAGCAGCUGCGGUACAAGGGCUUUUAGAGUUGUUGGUAGAGGGUGGUGCAGACAAUGUAAACCAAUGCUUUCUUGAAGCUGCACGCUAUGGCAGCACUGAGCUUGUGCGGAUCUUACUUCAGAUUGCUCAAAGAAACAGCUUGGACAUUGAUGUGGAUCUAGCCCUUGGCUUUGCCGCUCACUAUGGGAAGAUCGAAACCAUGGGGUGCUUGGUUGAAGAAGGUAAUGCUGUUGGCUUUCUUGGCCCUUUGAUGCGUGCUGCUGAACGUGGAUGCCUCCAAGUUGUGGAAUGGUUUGUCAACCACGGGUGUCAAGAAAUGGAGCUUUGUCUAGCCCUUACUGCUGCCACCUCUAGUAGCCAGAUUGCAGUUGCUGCUUAUCUUCUUCCUCUUGUCCCGCAACAUGUUCUUGCCCCCCUCAGCAUUGAGAUUAUCAAGGCUGCUGGUGAGAGGAGUACAGGUUCCCUGCAUGGUGUCGAUUUUCUUCUCCGCUCGGACUUCCUCAAUGACCCAGCUGCCACAUAUGCCGUGGCAGACAGUAUUGCAAGAUGUACCGAUGAAGCUGUGGAUGCAAAGCUUAGGUCUUUCAUGAAUGAGCACUGGAGCGAGGCAGCCUUUUCUGCGGGAUUCGAAUCUGCACAACAGCACUUUGUUAAUUUCAUGAGGAUAUUGGAAAGGGGUGAAUCACCAAUCCGCCUAGGGGACCUCCCUCUUGAGCUGGUAAUUGCCAUGGCCUACCUGCCACUCUAUAAGGAAUGCAUGAAUUCCAGUGGGCGACUUUUGCCUCAAAGGCUUAGAGGUCAGCUUGUGGAGGCUGCAAGCAGGCUCGAGGACCGGCAAGUGGAAAGGGAUAGCCAAAGCAGAGAACUCUUGGCCAUCUUGGAGCACCACAUCCCACGAUUCAUGACCCAAACUUGA